Molecule: messenger RNA, 1823 nt
Organism: Erigeron canadensis
Lineage: Eukaryota; Viridiplantae; Streptophyta; Magnoliopsida; Asterales; Asteraceae
Exons: 5
Coding region: 257-1663 (468 amino acids)
Molecular function (GO): kinase activity
Source: RefSeq, a predicted model, not a curated record
CACAUAAUAAGAAUAUCCAGUGUGUGGGUUUUAUCCACACGGUUGGUUGUGUGCUAUUUUUAACAACAUAUCACUCUGCCUUGCUUCUUUUCCAGUAGUAUCUGCCGGCUGGAUUAAUAAACAUUGCUAUUACCAUUUCUCUUUCUAUAUUGUAUCAGUAGGGUAUUAUUCUUGUGAGAGAUUAAAGAUAAUCAUAAUUAACAAUUAAUAGUAAUAAUCUGCUGCUGGGUUAAUUUUUUGGAAAUCAUUGCGAGAUAUGGCUGCUGCUAUCAGACCUUCUCCUCCUUUAUCCAAUCAUUAUCAUCAUAUUCCCACUUUUUCCUCUAUCACUCCCACUGUUUUUAAUCUUCAUUUUUUUAAAAAUAGUAAGAAGAAUUUGAGACAUGUUUUCAAUUACCAAAUUCCUUCAAAUUAUACUACUAAGUCAUUUCUUAUAAGGAACUUAUCUUCUAAUAAUAAUAAUUCUACCCUUCAACAAGAUGACGAGGACGAUGACGAAGACGAUGAAGAAGUUAUUAUAAUGGAUAAGGCUGAUAAAGAUAAGGCUAAUGAAGCCACUGCUGCAGGAUAUGAUGAUUUACCUGACCGCUGGGAUGUUCUAGGCCUUGGCCAAGCCAUGGUUGACUUUUCGGGCAUAGUGAAUGAUGACUUUUUAAUGAGGUUAGGACUAGAAAAGGGUACAAGAAAGGUUGUAAAUCAUGAAGAGAGGGGUAGAGUUCUGCAAGCAAUGGAUGGAUGUAGCUACAAGGCUGCUGCUGGAGGUUCCUUGUCUAAUACCCUAGUCGCAUUGGCUAGGCUUGGUGGUCACCAAAUGGGUGGCCCUGCCUUGAAUGUUGCUCUAGCUGGUAGCAUUGGCAGUGAUCCUUUAGGUGGCUUCUACAGAACUAAACUUCGACGGGCCAAUGUGAGUUUUCUUUCUGCACCGGUGAAGGAUGGGACAACAGGGACAGUUAUAGUUCUGACAACCUCGGAUGCUCAACGUACAAUGCUUGCAUAUCAGGGUACAUCUUCUUAUAUUAAGUAUGACUCGAGUAUGGAGAGCAUCAUUUCCAAGACAAAUAUUCUGGUUGUUGAAGGAUAUUUGUUCGAAUUUCCUGAUACGAUCAAGACAAUUAAGAAAAUUUGUCAAGUUGCUCGUGAUAGUGGUGCUUUAGUUGCUGUUACAGCCUCAGAUGUGACGUGCAUAGAAAGACAUUAUGAUGAUUUUUGGGAAAUCAUGGAGAACUAUGCAGAUAUUGUGUUUGCAAAUAGUGAUGAAGCCAGAGCUUUUUGUCAUUUCUCUGCAGAGGAAAGUCCUGUUUCAUCCACACAAUAUCUAAGUCAUUUUGUUCCACUAGUUUCCGUCACAGACGGGCCAAGAGGGUCAUACAUUGGGGUAAAGGGAGAGGCGUUAUAUAUUCCUCCUUCACCUUGCAUGCCGGUGGACACUUGUGGGGCCGGGGAUGCUUAUGCUUCUGGAAUAUUGUACGGAUUGUUGAGGGGUGCAUCAGAUUUAAAGGGAAUGGGCACAUUGGCAGCCCGGGUUGCAGCUACAGUGGUGGCGCAGCAGGGAACACGGCUUAGGGUUCAAGAUGCUGCUAGAUUGGCCGAGUCAUUUGCAUAUAAUGUUGAGAGCCAGUCACUUCAGGCAGAUGUUGGUUCAGACCAGAUUUCUAGUUUGUAGUUCAUUGUUGAUAGAUUGUAUGUAGUUCUUUCUAUUUGUUUUAAUUGAUUGACAUAUUGAAUUCAACUAGCUUGCAAGGACAUCUAUUGCGCAAGGAUGUUGAUUGUACAUAAGAGAGUUAAAUUUCGAAGAAUGGCCAGUGGUAGACAGUUUAAUGACA